AUGAGUAAAACUGAUCAACGUAAACGCCAUCGACGAAAUAGUAAUUCAGAUUCUGAUAAUGAUCAAUCACGUCCAAAAAAAAUUUAUGCUGAUGGUUAUGAUGAAGACUAUCGUGGUAAUGCUGAUGAUCGCGUAUGGUUAAGUAAAUUGUCUGAACGUGAACGUGAAGCUGAAUUAUUAAAAAGACAUGAACAACGUGAAAUUUUAAACCAUCGUGAAGAAAUAAGUAAGAAACUUAAAUCAAAGAUUGAAGAAUCGAAAUUAAAAAGUGAUGAUGAUACUGAUAAUGAAACAAAACCGAAAUCAACAUCAACAUUAUUAGAUAAUGAUAUCUAUGCAGAAGAUGAUGAAGAUGAUAAUCGUUUAUCAUCUAAUCAUCGGAAACAAGUUAACGCUUCCAAACAAAAAGAAACACAACAUAGUAAAACACUUCAAACUUUAGUUGAAGAAAGAAGGAAAAAACAAGAUGAAAAAACAAAGAAAACACUUCGGAAACCCGGUGACCUUUCAUCGAGCGAUGAUGAAAUUCAAGAAAAAUCAUCUAAAAAAGGUGAAAAUGGAAAAAAAUUGUUAGUAGCAGAUGUUUAUCAAACAUCAAGUUCUGAAAGUGAUGAUGAUGAUGAUGACAAUAAUAAUAAUAAUAAUAAUAAUAGAAGUACUCGUCGUCGACGAUCUCGAUCGCCGGAUGAACGAAACAAGCAUUCAAAAGAUCAACAAGAAUCUAAACGUAAAAAAUGUACUCCAAUAACUUCUAAAUCUCAACUAAAAUCUAUGGUUUUAUCUCGUUUUCGAAUGGAAAAAUGGUGUCAUGCGCCAUUUUUUUCUAAUGUAGCUAAAGGUGCAUUUGUUAGAAUUAAUAUUGGACAAAAUAAUGGUUCACCUGUCUAUCGAGUUUGUGAAAUACGUGAUGUUGUUGAAACAGGAAAAAUAUAUAAUCUUGGUGCUACACGUACAAAUAAAGGUCUUCGUUUAAAACAUGGACAUAAUGAACGUGUAUUCCGUCUUGAAUUUGUAUCAAACAGUGAAAUAUCUGAUGCAGAAUUUAAACGUUGGCGUGAAACAACAAUCAAACAAAGUAUUUCAUUACCAACAUUAGAAGAUGUAGAAAAUAAAAUAAAAGCAAUUGAUAAAUGCAAACAUUAUGUAUAUAAUAAUAAUGAAAUAACUAAAAUCGUUGAAGAAAAAAAUCGAUUUCGAAAAGCACCUAUUAAUUAUGCUAUGUCAAAAAAUGAAUUACUCAAAGAAAUAGAUAUGGCAAAAGAUGAAAAUGAUAGUGUAAGAGAAAAAGAAUUAAGAAAAAAAUUAGAGGACAUGGAACAACGAGCUAAGGAAUUAGAUCGAAAUCGCUCGCAAAAUAUUUCAGCUCUGGCUGAAAUCAAUCAACGAAAUCGAAAAAGUACGCAAGCAAAUAUCGAAAUGGCAUUACUUCGAGAAGCUCAAGAAAACAAAAAUGCUAAACCUGAUCCUUUUACACGUCGUCGAUGUGCACCCGUACUCGUUGCAAGAGCUGCACAAACUAAAGAAGAACUAAUUCGUGAACUACAUUCACAACGUGUAGCCGAAGAAGAAGCAGCAGAAGCAAAAAAGAAAGCUGCAGAACAACGUUUAUUAGCAGAGAAAAACAAUACUAAAAAAACAGUAGUUACAAAAACAAUAACAAAAAUUCAAACAACAAUCGAUGAACAGUUUCCUGAAAAUGGUAUUUCAUCAAUGACAACUCAUGAACGUGGUUCAUUUACAUUAUUUACUGAAAACAAUGAUGAAAUGUUUGCUUCACAUGAUUUUGAACUUGAUUUUACUAUUUAA
Molecule: messenger RNA, 1806 nt
Organism: Adineta steineri
Lineage: Eukaryota; Metazoa; Rotifera; Eurotatoria; Adinetida; Adinetidae
Source: the annotation of a GenBank genome assembly